GUGAGCGCGCGGGGCUGGGGCGCGCGGCGGCGCUGGGCAGGCCGAGGUCGCGGUGGCUGGCCGGAUCCCUGCUGGCUCCGCGCGCCGGGGCGGCCAUCUCCCCGAAUCCCCGAGCCCUUCACCUUCCCGCGUGUCAGCGGUCACCCCCUCUUCGCACUGCCUGUCCAAGCCCUGCUGAUGCCGCACCUGCCUCGGGCCUCUUUCCGGCCCUGGAGGCUGAGGCCCUCGCGGGGCCUCCCCGGGUCCCAUGCCCUUUCUACCCAGUCCGAGCCCUACGGGUCCCCCACCUCCCGGAGGAACCGCGAAGCCAAACAGAAACGCCUGCGAGAGAAGCAGGCGGCGCUGGAGGCCGGGCUAGCCGGGAAGAGCAAGGCACCUGCAGAAUCCAGUAAGGCCUGGACUCCUAAAGAAAUAGUGUUGUAUGAACUCCCCACGGAACCCGGCGAAAAGAAAGAUGUCUCCCGGCCCCUGCCCGCUGCCUACAGCCCCCGCUACGUGGAGGCGGCCUGGUACCCUUGGUGGGUGCGAGAGGGCUUCUUCAAACCCGAGUAUCAGACCAGGCUGCCCCAGAGCACCGGGGAGACCUUUUCCAUGUGCAUCCCCCCGCCCAACGUCACCGGGUCCCUGCACGUCGGGCACGCACUGACUGUGGCCAUCCAGGACGCGCUUGUGCGCUGGCACCGGAUGCGCGGGGAUUGCGUGCUGUGGGUCCCUGGCUCAGAUCAUGCAGGGAUUGCUACCCAAGCUGUGGUGGAGAAGCAGCUGUGGAAGGAGCGCGGGCUGAGGAGACACGAGAUGGGCCGGGAAGACUUCCUCCGGGAGGUGUGGAAGUGGAAGGAGGAGAAAGGGGGAGAGAUCUGUGGGCAGCUGCGAGCUCUGGGGGCCUCCCUGGACUGGGACCGAGAGUGCUUCACUAUGGACGCAGGCUCCUCAGUGGCUGUGACGGAAGCUUUCGUGCGACUCCACAAGGCAGGGUUGUUGUACCGCAGCCGGCAGCUUGUCAACUGGUCGUGCGCUUUGAGGUCAGCCAUCUCGGAUGUCGAGGUGGAGAGCCGGUUCCUGCCUGGCCCCACAGAGCUUCGGCUGCCUGGCUGCCCCACCCCUGUGUCUUUCGGCCUCCUGGUCUCUGUGGCCUUCCCCGUGGAUGGAGAGCCUGACGCAGAGGUCGUGGUAGGGACCACGAGACCAGAGACAUUGCCUGGAGACGUGGCAGUGGCUGUUCAUCCCGAUGACGCCCGAUACACACAUCUACAUGGGCGACACCUUCGUCACCCCUUGACAGGGCAGCUUCUCCCGCUCGUCACAGACUCUGCUGUCCAGCCGCACGUGGGCACGGGGGCAGUGAAGGUGACUCCAGCGCACAGCCCUGCUGACGCCGAGCUGGGGGCCCGCCACGGCCUGCGCCCCCUGAGUGUCAUUGCGGAGGAUGGGACCAUGGCCCCCGCCUGUGGGGACUGGCUGCAGGGUCUGCACCGCUUCGUGGCCCGGGAGAAGAUCCUGUCCGCGCUGAGGGAGCGGGGCCUGCUCCGGGGCCUCCAGAGCCACCCCAUGGUGCUGCCCAUUUGCAGCCGCUCGGGGGACGUGGUGGAGUACCUGCUGAAGAGCCAGUGGUUCGUCCGCUGCCGGGAAAUGGCGGCCCGCGCUGCGCAGGCUGUGGAGUCGGGGGCCCUGGAGCUGAGCCCAUCCUUCCACCAGAAGACCUGGCGGCUCUGGUUCUCCCGCCCUGAGGACUGGUGCGUCUCCCGGCAGCUGUGGUGGGGCCAUCGGAUUCCAGCCUACCUGCUCGUGGGGGAGCCCGGGAAGGUGGGCCACGGGGAGGACCGCUGGGUGGUCGGGCGGACGGAGGCUGAGGCCAGGGAGGCAGCGGCAGCGCUGACGGGGCUGCCGGGGGAAGAGCUGACCCUGGAGCGCGACCCCGAUGUCCUGGACACGUGGUUCUCUUCAGCUCUUUUCCCCUUUUCUUCCCUGGGCUGGCCCCAGCAGACCCCAGACCUCACUCGCUUCUACCCCCUGUCACUUCUGGAGACCGGCAGCGACCUCCUGCUGUUCUGGGUGGGCCGCAUGGUCAUGCUGGGGACCCAGCUCACGGGGCAGCUCCCCUUCAGCAAGGUGCUUCUGCACUCCAUGGUUCGGGACAGGCAGGGCCGGAAGAUGAGCAAGUCCCUGGGGAACGUGCUGGACCCACGGGACAUCAUCCGAGGGGCGGAGCUGCAGGUGCUGCAGGAGAAGCUGAGGGAUGGGAACUUGGACCCCGCAGAGCUGGCGAUCGCAGCUGCAGCGCAGAGAAAGGACUUCCCUCAUGGGAUCCCCGAGUGUGGGACAGAUGCCCUGCGCUUCGCCCUGUGCUCCCAUGGGGCCCUGGCGGGGGACCUGCACCUGUCUGUCUCUGAGGUCCUGAGCUCCCGACAUUUCUGCAACAAGGUCUGGAAUGCCCUGCGCUUUAUCUUCAGCGCCCUAGGGGAGAACUUCACGCCGCAGCCUGCAGAGGAGCUGUGCCCCGCGUCCCCCAUGGACGCCUGGAUCCUGAGCCGCCUGGCCCGCACCGCCCGGGAGUGCGAGCGAGGCUUCCUCACCCGGGAGCUGCCCCUUGCCACCCAUGCCCUGCACCACUUCUGGCUCCACAGCCUCUGUGACGUCUACGUGGAGGCCGUGAAGCCGGGGCUGUCGCACGGCCCCCGCCCGCCUGGGCCGCCUCAGGUGCUGUUCUGCUGUGCGGACGUCGGUCUCCGCCUGCUGGCCCCGUUCAUGCCCUUCCUGGCCGAGGAGCUCUGGCAGAGGCUGCCCCCCGGGCCGGGCGGCCCCCGUGCCCCCAGCAUCUCUGUUGCCCCCUAUCCCAGUGCCCAAAGCCUGGAGCGCUGGCACUGCCCCCAGCUGGAGCGGCGCUUUUCCCGGGUCCAGGAGGCCGUGCAGGCGCUGAGGGCUCUCCGGGCCACGUACCAGCUCACCAAGGCCCGGCCCCGAGUGCUGCUGCAGAGCUCCGAGCCUGGAGAGCAGGAUGUCUUCGAGGCCUUCCUGGAGCCGCUGGGCACCCUGGGCCGCUGCGGGGCUGUGGGCCUCUUGCCCGCAGGUGCAGCUGCCCCCUCCGGCUGGGCCCAGGCCCCGCUCAGUGACAGCGUUCAGGUCUACAUGGAGCUGCAGGGCCUGGUGGACCCGCAGGCCCAUCUGCCUCUGCUGGCUGCCCGAAGGCACAAGUUGCAGAAGCAGCUGGACGGCCUCGUGGCCCGGACCCCGUCAGAGGGGGAGGCCGAGACUCGGCGGCAGCAGAGGCUUUCUUCCCUCCACCUGGAAUUGUCGAAACUGGACCAGGCGGCCUCUCACCUCAGGCAGCUGAUGGCGGCGUCUCCCAGCCCCAGGGAACCGUGAGCCCUCGCACCUGGCGCUUCUCCGCCGCCAGACCUGCCUGUGAGGACAGACUGAUCCUGCAGUGCCCGGCAAGGGGGCCUCGGAACCCCUGUGGUGCCCCUGGCUCCCGGGAGCAGACCAGCGUGGCCACUCGACGCUCGCACUCCUGGAAGCCCGUGCAGCCCCACCUGGAAGCUUGGGCACGAGGAAGGCAGAUAAACUUAGUCUCGAACGCGA
This is a messenger RNA of Myotis daubentonii (Daubenton's bat), 3579 nucleotides long. It is a transcript of the gene VARS2, whose product is annotated as valyl-tRNA synthetase 2, mitochondrial. Gene Ontology annotation, molecular function: valine-tRNA ligase activity; ATP binding; aminoacyl-tRNA deacylase activity. The record is from RefSeq and is a predicted model, not a curated record. Gene Ontology annotation, cellular component: cytosol. Gene Ontology annotation, biological process: valyl-tRNA aminoacylation. Lineage: Eukaryota; Metazoa; Chordata; Mammalia; Chiroptera; Vespertilionidae.